Knipowitschia caucasica is the source of this 201-nucleotide messenger RNA. The record is from the annotation of a GenBank genome assembly. Lineage: Eukaryota; Metazoa; Chordata; Actinopteri; Gobiiformes; Gobiidae.
AUGCGCUUCACUGCUGCUGAGUCCUGGCGACGUCGAGCCCUCCUUGUGGUCGGUCCAGGACGAGGCUGGCAUGCUGCUGUAGGGGUCCAGCAGAAUGCGCACACAUCGCACCAUGAGGAAGAGCAGCAGCAACAGCAGCAGGCCCACCAGGCAGACAGCAGUGCCCUGCUCCCCAUGCCCUUCUACCGGAUGCACAGUUGA